Messenger RNA from Blastomyces dermatitidis ER-3, 4778 nucleotides. RefSeq names its product alcohol dehydrogenase. The transcript is spliced from 5 exons. Gene Ontology annotation, cellular component: cytoplasm. The record is from RefSeq and is a predicted model, not a curated record. Lineage: Eukaryota; Fungi; Ascomycota; Eurotiomycetes; Onygenales; Ajellomycetaceae. Gene Ontology annotation, molecular function: oxidoreductase activity. The coding region runs from base 1129 to 3381 and encodes 750 amino acids.
CAGUCCCGGUGGGUGGCCUUGCGUAUGUAUGUAUGCCUGGCGGCCCGGCAGAGUCCUGUCAUCAGUUAGUUAGCAACAGUAGUAAUAAGUUAGGAGUGAAGUAACAACAAUUCAGCAUCAGCAUCAGGGACAUAGUAAGAAGUAGUUCUCAACCAGAACCAAUCCAUCUCCCCUUUCUGCUCACUUGCUGGAUCUCUCUGCACACACUCGUUUUUCCCUCCUCCUUUCUGAUCCCGCAGACAGAGAAGAGAGCUGGGUUAUAUAUAAUAAUACUUGGUGUACUUUUUUCCCCAUCUCUAAUUUACCCCAGGCCGUUCAUUUAUUCUCUGGAGGUGGUCGUCGCGUUAGUAGCAGUAAAUUAUUAGACUGUUGCUGCUCUGCUGUCCGCUGUUCCACUUAUUCUUGAUUUGUUCGUUGGUCGUCGUCGUGUCGUGUCUGGGCCUUGAUUGCCCAAAAAGUAAAAAAAAAUCGAGCUAAAUACUUCACUGACUUCGCCUGCUCCAACUCCCGGCCAACUACUCUCUGUACACCUCUCACCCAUCGCCAUCGCCAUCCGCACCUCCAUAGCAGCAAGUUGUCUCAAUCUGUCUGUCGGAUUAGGAUUCCUCUUCUCUUUGUGUUUGCUUGCUUGCUUCGAACUAGAGGCCUUAUUCCGCUCCCGCUGGUCUGGUCUGACAUCGUCGUCGUCCUCGUCGUCAUAACGCCUCUAUACUCUUCCUCCUACUGUCGCUUCAGUUUACACACACACACACACACACUCUCUCUCUCUCUCUCUCUCCCAUUACACUCUGCUAAUCGACCUCGAGAUCGUUAAUCUCUCUCCCUUUCUCUGUGUCUCGUUCUUGUCUCUCGUUCGUCGAUAAUUGUUCUUCUCGUUGCCGCUCACUACAGCUCCCCUCCCGCCCUCGGUUCCGGCCCUUCGACUUCCCUCCCCCCUCCCCAUACGAGAAGACCAAGCUGGAUGGCUGUGUCAGCCACUUCUGCGUUCUAGGGAGAGUUUUGCCGUUUACCGCCUGCCGAUUGCUGGGGGAACUUGUGCUCUUUUUCGUUCUUUAAUUCCCAUUCCGCGUCGCUCCUGCGGCCCGCGUUGGACCUCGGGGUCUCCUUCUCGUCGCUGCGUUGCCGGCAAUGACUCCUUCGCCGCCCAGACUGCGGAUUCUGUCAGUUGGAGGUAAUGCGAUAUCUGCCUUUCUCUCCUGGCGGCUCCAAGCUACAAAUGCCUGCGAUGUGACCCUCGUAUGGAAAUCAGGCUUUGAAUCUGCUUCUCAAUAUGGUCUUACUUUCAGAUCAAAAGUAUUUGGAAAUGAACGCUUCAAACCCUUUCGGGUCGUGCGCACUCCAGAAGAAGCGGGUUCGACCGACCAACCUUUCGACUACGUUAUUCUUUGCGUGAAGGCUCUACCAGACGUCUACGAUCUUGCCUCCGUCAUUGAGUCGGUCGUGACACCCCAACAUACCUGUAUUCUGGUUAACACCACAAACACAUUGGGUGUCGAGGCUCAUCUAGAGCACCGGUUUCCUACAAAUGUUGUUCUCUCUUUAGUGUCUGGAAUUGAGAUAAUCCAGACCGGGCCCAGUGAAUUCGAAAUUACAUCAUCGACAAAUACUUGGGUAGGCCCUUCUUCAAAAAAUGCCAUGAUUCCUUCAUCUAUUCAGAACGAUAUGGCUGUAGCCUUGGCUAUCACAUUAAGUACAGGCCAAGUCGACUGCAAAGUGUCAGAAAACAUCAGACAAGAGCAGUAUGAACGCAUGAUCGGGCCCAUCGCAUUCCAUCCCGCGAGCGUGAUAUUCGAACGCCCAAACCACGCAGACCUCUUAGAGAAAAUUGGGCUCCGCCAAUUAAUCUCUGAUGUUAUCGAAGAGCUCGUUAGCCUAGCCAAAACUCAGGGCUGCACCUUUUCCGAGAAAUUCAAAGAAUCGAUAAUUGAGAAGAUGAUCGCCCAUUCAGAUGCACCGAGCACCAUGUACCAAGAUUUCUUAGCGAGGCGUCCAAUGGAGGUGGAAACAUACCUGGGAUCGCCGGUAAGGAUAGCAACCGAAACUGGUAUUAAAAUCCCUCGAAUAGAGACGCUAUAUGCGAUGCUACACCACCUCAACGCCAGCAAUCAGGCAAGGCAACCGCAGGAACCAACGUCACCAGGCCCCGUUCACCCACCCCCAAGACUUUCAUCUGCGCCUCCUCCCCGUCCCCCGAUGAAUGGAAUGCGGGGCAGUCGAAUGGGACCUGGACCUGGUAUGGGAAUGCCCCCACCUCGACGUGGCCCGUCCUCGAUGGGUAUGCACCCGAGACCACCUCCCAAUGGAUUUCCUCCAAGGGGCCCGCCGCCGCCCAUGCAGCGAGAAUUAUCAGAAGAGCAUAACCUGGACGAAUUUAGCCAUCUUAUGCUGUACGAUGACGUGUUAGAGGACGGGGCGCAGAACGGUGGAUACGGUCCUAUGUCAAACGGUGGAGGCCCUCCUCCGGACCUUGCUCUGAGAGAGCGCGAGCUAGCACUACGGCAACGUGAACUACAAUUGAGGGAGCAAGAAAUUAGCAUGAGAAGAGUUGGACGGCGAACGUCGGCGGCGCGUGACGGUUUCGACGACAUGGACGACGAUGAUUAUUUCGACCCAAUGGAUCACCGUGGCCCACCCCUACCUCAGAUCGAUCCCGACAAUUUUGACAUGCUGAGCGUUACUUCUCGUAGAAAUCGGAAAACACAAAGUCAAAAUCCAGGCCAGUUCCGCAAGAAUCCUGAGAUGGGUGGUGGUGGUAGACCUCCCUCAGCUUUCAGCAGGCACUUUGGCGGCGGUGGACGAAGCCGUACGACCUCCCGGUUAAUGGAUGAGAUACCUGGUGUACACGACUCCUUGUUAAAUAAUCCCAUGAUGGGCUAUUCCUCCAAUCGAUAUGGAAAUGUCGACAGGAAAGAGAUUCGCGACGAAUCAAGAGCCAACUCACUGACAGCCAGUCGGAUGAAUGAGGUAGGACAGGGCAACUUCCACCCGCCAAGUAGACGAACUAGCCAAUCUCCUGGAACUUCUUUUCACCCUGCCGGACGUGGUAUGGGCCGGCCACCCCCCGGUCACGACUCGUAUAACGGGCAACCUAUGCUGCCCACAGGGAGGAGACCAUCCCCUCCUGGGGCGAAGAGAGCGCCAAUUCCAAAGUAUCCUCCUGGACAAGGAAGCGUGGCGGCGCCGCAGCAAGUCGAGCAACAUGUCGGGGUGAGCAACUCGUAUCCAGCCAAAGGCACCCUAAAAGUUCGAAGUCUGACAGGGAGUGCGAGCGCCAGCGCGGGGAGUGGCGAUAGCGGCGUGAGCGCCAAUAUCGACUCCGAAAAUUCCGCCCACAGCAGUCAGAGCAGUCUAGGUCCUCGUCAAUCAUCGCUCGCUCGAUGAACCAAUUAAAAAUAUUCGACCUUCGCAUUUUGUUAAUGCUCGAUUUCUCGAUUGAGAAACCCUCGCUGCGAUUCCCACGAACCAGAAAACUAAGUUUACGAUACGACUUUAGACGUCUUCUGCAUUGAUGAUAUCCUCACCCUACCCGUUCCGCCGUGAUCGUGAUAAAAGUCGAUUGCGGAUAGACGGUUUAACUUUUAUAUAAGCCAAACCAUUACAUAUUCUACUUGCUGCUGCUAUUGCUCUUCUCUUGUUCUCAUUCUCCUUUGUUAACUCUACACCCCCCAUUUGCAUACUUUUCUUUUUCUUUUCCUUCUUUCCCCUUCUCAAGGCAUAACCGUUUCCCUCACAACUAAAUAUUAAUGGCAGCUCUUUCUUCAAUGGCUGGUAACUGGGGGGCUGAUAAGAGUAAUAUAGCUUCGUUGCUGAAUUACCGGUUUAUACCCAAACAUUCAAUUUUCACCUUUUUUUUCCACCUUUUUUGCGCCGUUGGGGCUUGUUUGUGUUUCAGUGUUCAGAAUAAGCUGAUUGAAUUUCCUCUGUUCUCAGUACUUCAAGGAUGCAUUGUUUUUAUCACGAGUCAUUUGGGCGGAUCAUAAAAUAAUCACUAUAACCAAAUGCGCACACAAUAUACAUAUCCUUUAUUUCCAUUUCUACGUCCCUUUCUUAACAAACCCGUAUUGUUUUUUACUUUUCAUAAACCUUCGAACCUAGUGUUUCCCUGUUGUCCCCCUUCCCCCCCCUUUUUUUUGUUUUCUAAGCCCUCUACACUUGAAUUAAUGUUUUGCAUCUCCCCCUCUCCUUCCUAUACCUACUUUUUUCACUUUUUUAUCCUAUGUUGUAUUGGCUUCUUUUCUCUCUUCUCCCUUUUUUGCUUUUGGCCAGAAAACUAUUCUGUUGCCUACACAUAUACAUAUGAGCUGGCUGUUAGUUCAGAGAAGAGAAGGAAGAGACCAACCUUAACUUAACCUGGCUUGGUAAUGAAAACAGUUUCGAGUCAGACUUUAUUUCUUUCGUGAUUUUUUUUUUUUUUUUGUAUGGGGGUUAUUAGUCCUGUCAGGAGCGUAUGGCGCAAAACUCCCACUGCCCUCCUGGGGUGCUCUGACGCCAAUAGUAUAUAACAUACAUAUAAGAUGAGAAUAUAGAUAUGGGAAAGAGUGUAUGGUUGUAGAAAUGACUUUCUUUGGCGAUAUCUUUUCCUUCUUAAGAUUCCCUCCCUUUUUCCCCUCUGUAUUUAUCAACGUGGGUAGAAAUACGGACUGCUUCGUGCGAGUCGUUAUUGUCAAGUAUUCCUGUCUAUAGCCGGCACGUGAAUUCCCCCUAUUGGUUUCCAAGUUAUUAUCUAUUCGAUUUUCCUUUUUAACUAUUUCUUUUCUUACCUAUUGAGUAAACUCUAU